This is a messenger RNA of Megalops cyprinoides (Indo-Pacific tarpon), 836 nucleotides long. RefSeq names its product leucine-rich repeat-containing protein 3B-like. The coding region runs from base 11 to 790 and encodes 259 amino acids. Gene Ontology annotation, cellular component: plasma membrane. NCBI's taxonomy places the organism in Eukaryota, Metazoa, Chordata, Actinopteri, Elopiformes, Megalopidae. Gene Ontology annotation, molecular function: protein binding. The record is from RefSeq and is a predicted model, not a curated record. The transcript has a single exon.
GACGGUCAGCAUGUCGCUGCUGGACCUGUGGCUGUCCCGCUCCGUCCCCACCUGCCUGCUGCUGCAGAGUCUCCUACUGAUAGGCUUUUGCUUCCCCUCCGCCGACACCUGCCCCAAGGGCUGCGCCUGCGUGCGCGGCGACGGCCUCAACGUCACCUGCAGCCACGCCCAGCUGCGGGCCAUCCCGGGCGACCUGCCGCCCGACACCGUGCUGCUGCGGCUCGACCACAACCAGAUCAGCGCCAUCCCGCCCGGCGCCUUCCGCGGCCUGGUGCGGCUCCGCGAGCUCAACCUGUCGCACAACGCGGUGGAGACGGUGGGCGAGAGCGCCCUCCGGGGGGUGGAGUCCACGCUGCGGACGCUGGACCUCUCCCACAACCGCAUCAGCAGCGUGCACCGCGACGCUUUCGCCCGGCUCAAGGCCCGCGUGCACAUUGGCGACAACCCCUGGCACUGUGACUGCGCGCUACAACAGGCGCUCCGCGUCAUGGCGUACAACCACGAAGCCGCCGGCCGCGUGCUGUGCCACAGCUCCCCGCUGCGCGACCACCAGGAGGGCCGGCCCUUCCUCGCCAUGGACGCCGACCUCUGCAACCUGGCCAAGCGCACCACCGACUACGCCAUGCUGGUCACCAUGUUCGGCUGGUUCGCCAUGGUCAUCUCCUACGUGGUGUACUACGUGCGGCAGAACCAGGAGGACGCCCGCCGCCACCUGGAGUACCUCAAGUCGCUGCCGAGCAAGGCGCCCGCUAAGCCGGACGAGGCCGACGACAUCAGCACUGUGGUAUGACAUCACACGGGCGGCGGCGUGACGGCGGCGUGGUCCCGCCCCCCCC